This is a messenger RNA of Acanthamoeba castellanii str. Neff, 516 nucleotides long. Its product is annotated as cyclophylin, putative. Gene Ontology annotation, biological process: protein folding; protein peptidyl-prolyl isomerization. The transcript has 4 exons. The coding region runs from base 1 to 516 and encodes 171 amino acids. NCBI's taxonomy places the organism in Eukaryota, Discosea, Longamoebia, Acanthamoebidae. The record is from RefSeq and is a predicted model, not a curated record. Gene Ontology annotation, molecular function: peptidyl-prolyl cis-trans isomerase activity.
AUGUCCAACCCCCGCGUCUUCUUCGACAUCACCAUCGGCGGUAACGCUGCUGGCCGCAUCGUCUUCGAGCUCUACUCGGACGUUACCCCCAAGACCUGCGAGAACUUCCGUGCUCUCUGCACUGGUGAGAAGGGUAUGGGUGGCUCGGGCAAGCCCCUCCACUACAAGGGCAGCUCCUUCCACAGGAUCAUCCCCGGCUUCAUGUGCCAGGGUGGCGACUUCACCCGCGGUGACGGCCGUGGUGGCGAGUCCAUCUACGGUGCCAAGUUCGCUGAUGAGAACUUCAAGAUCAAGCACUCUGGCCUCGGCACCCUGUCCAUGGCCAACGCUGGUCCCAACACCAACGGCUCGCAGUUCUUCAUCUGCACUGCCGAGACCUCGUGGCUCGAUGGCAAGCACACCGUGUUCGGCAAGGCCAUCGAGGGCCUCGACGUCAUCAAGGCCAUGGAGAAGGUCGGCUCCCAGUCUGGUGCCACCGCCAAGAAGGUCACCAUCGCCGACUGCGGCCAGCUCUAA